CAAUCAAUCGCCAGAAUGGCAUCUGGAGGCCCAGAGAGCGAAACCCCCGUGCCCACCACCGAGAAGGCGGACCCGGGCACAGAUGGCGCGCCAUCGACAGUCACAGAGGCCGAACUGGAAGCCAUGGGCGAAGUGCUCGCCCAUGUGUAUCAAUACAGAACUGAAGAUGGCUACGAUCCCACGAAACUCUUCCAGCGAAAAGUCAACAAGCGAUCGCUGCCCGAUUACUACGAGGUCAUCAAAGAGCCAAUGGCCCUGAGCGAAAUCAAACGCAAGGUUGCCUCGCAGGAAUACAAGUCGUUCGCUGAAUUCGUGCGCGACUUCGCCCUCAUCCCGCACAAUGCGCAGGUCUACAACCGACAGGAUUCGCAGGCGUACGUGGAUGCCGUCGAUGUAAAGAAGGUGUUGGAGGACGAAUUGAAAAAACUGGUUGAGAAAAAUACCAUCACUGAAGAAGUCGCGACACUGCCUUAUUUAGGGGAAAUUCCUGAACAAGAAGAGCGCGACGAUGAAGACGAAGAAGAGGAAGAGGACGACGAGGAUGAAGAAAUGGAGGAGGAAUUGGACGAAGAAGGCGACGAGGACGAAGAUGGCGCCAAACCUCGAAGGAGGGGUGCGCCCCGUUCCAGAGCUGCCGGCAAACGCGAUGCAGGGUCUAAGAAAGAUGAUGGUAAAGAUGACCCAGAGUCCAGGAAGAAAAGGGGACGUCCCCCACGCGUCGAUACACCCAUGGAAGCCAGGAUUAAAGCCAUCAUGAAAGCGAUCAGGAAGCCCCGAAACGACGCCAACAAGCUCAUGGUCGCCGCCUUCGAGCGCGUCCCUGACAAGUCGGUCAUGCCCGAGUACCAUGCUGAGAUUAAGAGUCCCAUGGCCAUGGACAUACUGAAGCGGAAAUUGAAACGUAAAAAGUACAAUUCCGUUGAUCAUUUCAUGGUAGAUGUAGAGCUCAUGUUCGAAAAUGCCAAGAAGUACAACGAAGAGGAUAGUCAAAUAUACAAGGACGCUUUACAUCUGCAAGAGGAGGCCCGCAAAACCGCAAAGCUCGAAAAAGAAAAGGAUGACUCCGAGUUCGUGAUGGAAGAAGGUCGCAUUCCAAUGCCUAAUGGGAUACUCCACAAUGGCGAGCUGUGGAAAGUGGGAGAUUGGGUACACAUUCAGAAUGCCAACGACCUCACAAAACCAAUCGUUGCGCAAAUCUACCGGACCUGGCAGGACGCUGAGGGUGGCAAAUGGGUGAAUGCUUGCUGGUACUAUCGACCAGAGCAGACUGUGCAUCGCUUCGAUCGGCAUUUCUUGGAGAACGAAGUCGUCAAAACAGGCCAAUACCGCGACCACCCAAUCGACGAAGUGGUAGAUCGCUGCUUCGUCAUGUUUGUAACAAGAUACAACAAGGGGCGGCCUCGCGAUUUCCCCCCGGACAAAGAGAUCUAUGUGUGCGAGGCUCGGUACAACGAGGAAAACCACAAACUGAACAAGAUCAAAACAUGGGCCAGCUGUUUGCCAGAUGAGGUGCGCGACAAAGACUACGUCAUGGACCUGUUUGACACGCAGAGGAAGCUGAAGAAGGUUCCAAGUCCAAUUGCAUACUUGCUGAAAGACAGCCAAAAGGAGGACGACGAUCUUCCUAAACCAGAAUGGGGGGCUGAAAACGCACCGCCGAAAAUUGGUGCCGUUCAUUGUCGCCCUCGAGACCCAAAGGAUUCUCCACCCCCAGAACCAACACCAUCACCCCCCCCUCCUCCUCCACCAGCGCCAGUUAUGCCUACACCUACGGCUCCCACACCUCAACCCAUCAAUUACAACAGCAAUCCACAAAGCGGUUACCCACUUGCACAGGCGCCUGUUGCUUCACCUAUGCCCGCCCCAACACCUCAACCACAUCACGUACAGGCUGCCUACACCCCAACGCACCAUGCUCACCAACCGCAAUACCACUCUCAAUCUCACUCACAAUCGCCUGCCCCCCACAUGUCCCACCCCCCGAUUGCCCAGCCUGGCGGAUAUCAAACAAUCACUCCGCACAUGUCAUUCGCUACACCGCAGCCACCACAAGCGCAGGCUCCUGUAGCCCAGUAUGCGACUCCUCGAGCCGCUCCGCAGUACCAGCAACCUAUUGUCAACCAACCACCAAUGGGAUACAAAGCCCCGCAGCCGGUCGAAGUAUAUACGCUCAAUGAUCACGCGAACGCAUCUAUCCCAGCGGAAAUUCGCGACCAGUUCCAACAGGACGACCAGGGUCGCGUUCUUUUCUUUACUGCUCCACCAAUCAACAGCUCGCGCAUCGCAGUCAGAGAAGGGAGUGCCCUCGGGCAUUCUGCAAAGUUCCUCGCAGCCAAGGCCAAACGCGAUGCACUCAUCGCCCAGAAGCGGAAAGCCGAAGAAGCGUCCAUUGCGGAACGCGAGGAAGCUGCCAAAAAGGCACGCCUCGAAUCCGAACGGAAGCUACAACAGCAGAUUGACGAGGUCCGCGUCAAAGCGAUCCACGCUUUGGAAGAUCAACUCGCGCUUGCUACAAAGUUUGACUUUGACUCGCUGGUUGGGAGCGAUGACAAGGCAGUCUUGGCUCAGAGCUUGGAUAGGCUGGCGAUUGUGCAAGCGCAAGCUCUAGAGAAGAAAAGGGAGAGGGAGGAGCGGUUGGAGGCGCAGGAAAAGUCGAAGCAGGUUCCGAUUACAGGGAUGACGGCGAGAUUGGAGGACAAGAUAUGA
Molecule: messenger RNA, 2706 nt
Organism: Periconia digitata
Lineage: Eukaryota; Fungi; Ascomycota; Dothideomycetes; Pleosporales; Periconiaceae
Source: the annotation of a GenBank genome assembly